AACUUAUCGAUGUAUCACAGUUCCAUCUCUAUCAUUUGUCGGUCAGUUUUUUUUAGUCUCAAAAUUCUAACAAAAUUAUUGGUAAACCAGCGAAUAACUGGCAAUAUGCUCGUCUCGCCAACGAAAUUCGUGCUCCGUAUGUUAACGCGCUAGAAAUCGAGCCCAUGGAGCAGUCGCCUUGCCAAUUAAAUAGCAUUCGCAUUCGCUAUUUCCAUUGAACAGCGAACACCCAGCCCAAAAAAAAGAGAAAGAAAGGGAAAAGAAACGCGUGCGAGAGCGAGAGGGCAAGAGCGACACCAGGGGGAGAAAAGCGAAUUCGAGUGAUUUGAUUUUCGGAAAAGGGUUUUCCUCCUGUCCACCAAGUUAGCCAGUCCUCCUGGGUGUACCGCCUACCCCGCACCCAACCAGUGUUUUUUUUUGCUCCGAACUUAUCCCACAUAUUUUGUGCCCCCCUCCUCCAUUUGGAGCAGGAAAAAUGGAUGCGGACAGGGGCGGCGGGCAGGAGACGAAGGUGAUAUACCACAUCGACGAUGAGACGACGCCGUAUCUGGUGAAGAUCCCCAUUCCAUCGGCCCAGGUGACGCUGCGCGACUUCAAGCUGGUGCUCAACAAGCAGAACAACAACUACAAGUACUUCUUCAAGUCCAUGGAUGCGGAUUUCGGUGUGGUCAAGGAGGAGAUUGCCGAUGAUUCCACCAUACUGCCCUGCUUCAAUGGCCGGGUGGUCUCGUGGCUGGUCUCCGCCGAUGGCACCAAUCAGUCGGACAACUGCUCCGAGCUGCCCACCAGUGAGUGCGAGCUGGGCAUGGGCCUGACCACCAGGAAGAUCCAGCAGCAGCAGCAGCAACAACAACAGCAGCAGCAACAACAGCAGCAGCAGCAACAGCAGGUGCAGCCUGUCCAGCUGGCGCAGCAGCAACAACAGCAGCAGCAGCAGGUGCUGCAUCACCAGAAGAUGAUGGGCAAUCCGCUGCUGCAGCCGCCACCGCUCACAUAUCAGUCGGCCUCCGUGCUAUCCAGCGAUCUGGACUCGACCAGCCUCUUUGGCACCGAGUCCGAACUGACCCUCGACCGCGACAUGACCGACUACAGCAGUGUGCAGCGGCUGCAGGUGCGCAAGAAGCCGCAGCGGCGCAAAAAGCGGGCGCCCAGCAUGUCGCGCACCUCCUCGUACAGCUCCAUAACCGACUCGACCAUGUCGCUGAACAUCAUCACCGUCUCCAUCAACAUGGAGGCCGUUAACUUUCUGGGCAUCUCCAUUGUUGGCCAAUCGAAUCGCGGCGGCGAUGGCGGCAUCUAUGUGGGCAGCAUCAUGAAAGGCGGCGCCGUUGCGCUGGAUGGACGCAUCGAGCCGGGCGACAUGAUCCUGCAGGUGAACGAUGUGAACUUCGAGAACAUGACCAAUGACGAGGCGGUGCGGGUGCUGCGCGAAGUGGUGCAGAAGCCGGGUCCCAUCAAGCUGGUGGUGGCCAAGUGCUGGGAUCCCAAUCCCAAGGGCUACUUCACCAUUCCGCGCACGGAGCCGGUGCGACCAAUUGAUCCCGGCGCCUGGGUGGCGCACACCCAGGCCCUCACAUCGCACGACAGUAUUAUCGCCGACAUUGCGGAGCCGAUUAAGGAGCGACUGGACCAGAACAACCUCGAGGAGAUCGUCAAGGCGAUGACGAAGCCGGACAGCGGUCUGGAGAUCAGGGAUCGCAUGUGGCUAAAGAUCACCAUACCGAAUGCGUUCAUUGGCGCGGAUGCGGUCAACUGGGUGCUGGAGAAUGUGGAGGAUGUGCAGGAUAGGCGGGAGGCGCGACGGAUCGUCUCGGCCAUGCUGCGGAGCAAUUACAUCAAGCAUACGGUCAACAAGCUGACCUUCUCGGAGCAGUGCUACUACGUGGUCAACGAGGAGCGCAAUCCGAAUCUUAUGGGCCGCGGCCAGGGCCACCUGCAUCCGCACCAGCUGCCGCACGGGCAUGGCGGCCAUGCGCUGAGCCAUGCCGACACCGAGAGCAUCACCAGCGACAUCGGGCCGCUGCCGAACCCGCCCAUCUAUAUGCCAUACUCGGCCACGUACAAUCCAAGUCACGGCUAUCAGCCGAUCCAGUACGGCAUCGCCGAGCGACACAUCUCAUCCGGCUCGAGUAGCAGCGAUGUGCUCACCAGCAAGGACAUCUCGGCGUCGCAGAGCGACAUCACCUCGGUGAUCCAUCAGGCCAACCAGCUGACCAUCGCCGCCCACGGCUCCAACAAAUCCUCCGGCUCAUCCAAUCGCGGUGGCGGAGGCGGCGGCGGUGGCAACAAUACCAACGAUCAGGACGUAUCCGUAUUUAAUUACGUAUUGUAGAAACCUUUCUUUUUGCAAUCAAAUUGUGUUUUUAAUUAAUUAAAUUAAAUAUGUACGAUUAUUCUUUUUUAUAUACGAGUAUACAAAGCAAGCAAACAGCAAACAACAAUAUAAUAAUUAUAAUAAUAAUAAUAAUAAUAAUAAUAAUACUUAUGUAUAUGUAUGGUACGUGUAAGUCAUAGAAAAGAACGCUAAACAGCCAGCCACAAAGAGAAGGAUCAGCAGGAUCGGUAGAAACGAGAAACGAGGAACAAGGAACACCACAGGGAUAUCCGUGUCCGGCAUCAAUCGGUUGUGGAGACGAUCAGAUCAGAUCAACUGAGAUAUAUGAUAUGUGAGCAGGAGCGGAUGGAGCAGCAGGAGCGGCAGCACGACGGCGAGGAUGAUUUUGAAUAAAGUUCUAAGAAUUUAGUAAUCACAAAGUAAAUAAAUACAAA
Drosophila suzukii is the source of this 2769-nucleotide messenger RNA. It is a transcript of the gene dsh, whose product is annotated as Segment polarity protein dishevelled. NCBI's taxonomy places the organism in Eukaryota, Metazoa, Arthropoda, Insecta, Diptera, Drosophilidae. The record is from RefSeq and is a predicted model, not a curated record. Gene Ontology annotation, molecular function: frizzled binding. Gene Ontology annotation, biological process: Wnt signaling pathway; intracellular signal transduction.